UCUAGCGAGUGCGGGAAGAGGACGCUCGGUCCCUCUUUGGAUUAAAGUUUCGCCCCUCGACCGCCUCUGGGACUUUUUUAAAUCGGAAUUCUAGGCAGAUUCCGCGAUGCCUAAGCCAGGGUACCACACGAUAGAGCUGAACAAGACGGAAUGGGAGGUGCCGCAGAAGUACACCAUGCUCUCCCCUGUGGGCUCGGGGGCGUACGGCCAAGUGUGCUCGGCCUUGGACUCGAAGACGGGGCGGAAGGUGGCCAUCAAGAAGCUGGCGCGGCCCUUCCAGACGCACAUCCACGCCAAGCGCACCUACAGGGAGCUCCGCAUGCUCAAGCACAUGGACCACGAGAACGUAAGUUGGCUGGCGGGGGUCUCGCGCGGGUGGCGCUCGCUUCCUCCGGUCGAGUAG
Penaeus indicus is the source of this 403-nucleotide messenger RNA. Its product is annotated as mitogen-activated protein kinase 14-like. Gene Ontology annotation, biological process: intracellular signal transduction; protein phosphorylation. Gene Ontology annotation, molecular function: MAP kinase activity; ATP binding. Gene Ontology annotation, cellular component: nucleus; cytoplasm. Lineage: Eukaryota; Metazoa; Arthropoda; Malacostraca; Decapoda; Penaeidae. The record is from RefSeq and is a predicted model, not a curated record. The transcript is spliced from 2 exons. The coding region runs from base 107 to 403 and encodes 98 amino acids.